Molecule: messenger RNA, 2697 nt
Organism: Malania oleifera
Lineage: Eukaryota; Viridiplantae; Streptophyta; Magnoliopsida; Santalales; Ximeniaceae
Product: RINT1-like protein MAG2L
Exons: 4
Coding region: 80-2530 (816 amino acids)
Biological process (GO): regulation of ER to Golgi vesicle-mediated transport; retrograde vesicle-mediated transport, Golgi to endoplasmic reticulum; endoplasmic reticulum to Golgi vesicle-mediated transport
Cellular component (GO): Dsl1/NZR complex
Source: RefSeq, a predicted model, not a curated record
GUUGUGUCUCACCCAGUACGAUAUUCCACUUUCUUUCUUCCAUUUCUCGUGCCUUGUUCUUGCGUUUGAAGCUCCGGAGAUGGCGUCAAUGGAAGCGCCUAGUAUUGUGUUGCCCGGUCACAGGGAGCUCUCGCCUGCUCUCCUCUUGUCCCUGGAAGAGCAUUUCAGAACCUUUCAAGACCUAUCCGGAGCCCCCGAUCUCGCCUCUGAGCUGAUCAAAAGCUGCUCUGAUUUGGAAGCAGAUCUCACUCUUCUUCGCAGAAAACUCAUCAGCCUCUCCGUUUCGUGGAUUUCCCGUUCCUUCGCAGCCAAAUCCACCCUUCGCGAAAUGACUCUCAGCUUGCAGAAUCUCAGUCUCUACUCAUCCCGAUGUAUGAUCAACAAGAAAAUCCGGAAGAUGCUCGGGGAGGAUUUGCCUCGUCUUGGGAAGGAAGUUCAGCGGAUUGACACUAUUCGCCAUUAUGCUGAGACAACUCUACAAUUGGAAGCUCUGGUUGGAGAUCUUGAAGAUGCAGCCAUUUCUGUUAUAAAUCAACAUGCUGGGAAUAUGCUCUCAGCAAGUUCUUCAAAUCCAUCAAUUGUAAUUGACUUUGGACCAAAGCAUGAAAAGGUGCUUCAGGCUCUAAAAAUUGUGAAUGACAUCGAGGACGUAUUAGUUAGAGUUGCAAAUUUUCAAUCACAGUGGUGUCAUCUUAUCAAAUCUGUUGAUGCUAGAGUGGAAAAGUCUUUGGCAGUUCUCCGGCCUCAAGUUCUUGUGGAUCACCGACUCCUCCUUGCUUCUCUAGGAUGGCCGCCAAAGCUUGUGACAUCAAAAGAAAUUAGUGUGACACAAGGUCUCCCAAAUCCACUGCUUUUGAUGCAGGGAGAAAAGAGGAAGUGUUAUUCUUUGAGCUUUCAAACACUCUGUGCUUUGCAGCAUGUUCAACUUCGGCGGGAAGAACGUCAAAGUGACCUUUUGGGACAAAAAGAGGAGCAGAAGAUAGGACUUUGGGCCAUUGAUGAACUGGUUUCUCCUAUUGCAUCACGGACUGAGCAUCACUUCUCGAAAUGGGCUGAUCAGCCUGAGUUUAUUUUUGCUCUUGCAUAUAAAAUUACACAGGACUUUAUUACAGGAGUUGAUGAUGUUUUGCAGCCUCUUAUUGAUAGAGCAAGAUUGAACUUUAGUGCUAAGGAAGCUUGGGUAUCUGCAAUGGUCCAAGUGCUUUCAGGCUUUCUAGAAAAAAAUGUUUUCACUGUUCUUGCUGAUAGGUACAAGGAGAAAUCUAUGAAGUCAGAUGUCAUCCCCUCAUGGCUUCAUUUGAUCGAUCUUAUUGUUGAUUUUGAUAGAAAGUUGCACUCACUUGUGAGUUCAGAAACUUAUCUCUUGCCAGAAUCUGGGGGAGAGUUCUCAAGGGGCAUAUCAGUAUUAUCUAUAUUUUGUGGUAGGCGUGACUGGCUCAAGAUUUGGACCAAGAUAGAGCUCAAGAAUGCAUGGAAGAAAUUAAAAGUAGAACUGGCAGGUGAGAGGGCUUGGUUAACUGAUGGACAAAGAGUUGAGCUUCAUAUUGACACAGAAACUGAAGAAUUUCUUCUCUCCAGUAGGGAAGACUAUAAAGCUCCAUUAAUUGCUGAGUCUGCCCUUAAAAUUGCUUGGGGAAUGGUUGCACGAUGUCAAACUUUACCAAGCAUUGCAGCACAAAUACAAUUUAUCAGAUCAACUGCAGCUAGAUUCCUCUGGUAUUUUUUUAAAGUCCUCCUCCUCCGAGGCAAGAAAAUUGAAUUCCAUCCUGUCAAUUCGGAUGAUGAUGAUAUUUUAGUUAGAAUAUGCGGAUUAAUCAAUGCUGCCAGGUAUUGUGAAUCUAAACUGCAAGAGUGGAGUGAUGAUGUGAACUUUUUGGAGUUGAGAGUUGCUGAAAAUGACUUGGAUGUUUGUGUUAAAGACUCGAAGCAUGAUAGUUAUUUUUUCAGUGAAGAAAUAAACAGCUUGGCUGAGCUGGAGACAAAUUGGCUUAUCGAGCUGAUUUCUCAUCUUCUUCACCAAUUUGACAUUCUUUCCUUGAAAUAUUUCCAAAGUAUGGAAUGUUUCCAACAAGCAAAAGAAGAAUCUGCUGCUGCCACAGACAUGGCUGUAUCAAUUGAUUUUGUUGAAGCAUUGGAUGCUUUGAGAAGUGGGCUUUGUGCUAUCAAGAAGAAUCUCAAUCCAAAAGAUUUUCUGGAUCUGUGGAGGAGUGUGGCCGAUGGGCUUGACCAUUUUGUUUUAUCCAGUGUUCUUGCAAGUGAGAUUAAAUUUUCUGAUCAAGGGGUGGGUCAGUUUCGAGCUGAUAUACAAGCAUUAUUCUGUAUUUUUCGUUCUUUUUGUGCACGGCCUGAAGCUUUUUUCCCUUGUAUACGAGAUUCUCUUAAGUUGCUAGAAAUGAGUAAGGAAGAGGCAAAUCAUUUGCAGGUGGUUUUAUCGAACGAUGAAAAUAUAAUAAAAUGUCUGCGUUUUUCUGGAAUUUCUUGCAUAUGUUUUGAUCAAGUCCAGAGGAUUUGGAGGAAAAGAAAAUUUUGAAUACAAUUUUUUGUGGUUAGAAAUGGGAUAGAAUUUUUGUAUUCAAUUGUUCCACUUUUCAGGAGUUGUGUUGUGGUGGUUAUAGUUAAAAUCUUGUUCAUGACAAUUUUUUUCUCCUUGGAUCAAACUUUUGUUCUUGAUGUGAUGCACACAACGCUUAGCUAAAA